Molecule: messenger RNA, 1716 nt
Organism: Salmo salar (Atlantic salmon)
Lineage: Eukaryota; Metazoa; Chordata; Actinopteri; Salmoniformes; Salmonidae
Product: secretory phospholipase A2 receptor
Source: RefSeq, a predicted model, not a curated record
AUAGCUUAGGAUGGACUGUUUCUACACAGGUCAGACCUCAUCAUAUUCCAUUCAUACCAGACCCAUUUAUUCUCUACAAAAGCUACAGCAGGACACCAUCCCAUCACAUCUCCUCUGUCUCUCCUGACCCUGCUGUUCCCAUGGAGAUGACCUCUCUCCUAUUCCUACUCUGUGCAGGUGUCUGCUGCACAGCCGCACUCAGCCGCCUCAGACAGUUCCAUCUCUAUGAAAAUACAAAUAAACAAUUAUCUUGGACAGAAGCACAACACUUCUGCCGGGAGAACUACACUGAUCUUGUCACUUUGUACAAUCAGGAGGAAUCUGAGCAGCUGAUACAGUUAAUGACAUCUCAUAGCAGCUGUAAAGCCUGGAUAGGUCUCCAUCGCAAAGAGCACAGUCUGAAGUGGUCCAAUGGAAACAUUGUUAAUGACACUGCAUGGUCACCACUUCCAAGCCCGUGCACAGAGCCAAUGUGUUCAGCCAUACUCAAAGAUAAUACAAAAUGGGAGAAUUGUACAGAGCAGAAAUACUUUAUGUGUUACAGAAAAGGGUCUGGUGAUUCCUUCCUGAUUGAACAGACCAUGACCUGGUAUAAGGCUCAGAGUUACUGCAGAGAGAACUACACUGACCUGGUCAGCAUCAGGAAUGAGGGACAGAAGGAGGAAGUGAAGAACGAAGGGAUGAACAGCACCAUUCCUUACUGGAUCGGCCUGCUGUAUGAUGACUGGGAGUGGUCUGAUGGAGGGAGAUCUUCCUACAGAAACUGGUCCAACGUUACAUAUUCCUACUAUCCUAAAGCAGGAGAGAAUCACACUGCUCUUUACCCGACUGAACUAGGUAUAAUCACAGUGGGAAAUGUAGGUCAUGAAGAUUAUACACUCUGCUCUGAAGGAUCAGUUCGCAUCCACAUUAUCAGUAAAAGAAUGUCUUGGGAACAGGCCCUGGGCUUCUGCAAGAAGAACUACCAUGGACUGCUGCGAAUUGAGACAGCAGAAGACCAGAAGGUGGUGAAGCAUAAAUUCAACGGGUCUGAUUUUACUGGUCCUGUGUGGGUGGGUCUGAGACAGAGCCGUCUCUUUGGGUUCUGGGUCUGGUCCAAUGGGCUGCCAGUGGGGUGGAGUAACUGGGAGGGAGACAGACAGCCUGAACAGCCUCUGUCCAACCAUUGUGGUGCCAUGGCAAUGGAGGAGGGAUACAAGUGGAGUGAUCAGGAUUGUCUGUCCAUGCGCUUUUUUAUUUGUGAAGAAGAGUUGUAAUACAUUUCCCCCUUGUUAAUUUAAUUAACUGUCUUUACCAUUUCUCACAUUUUGAUUGAAAUGUGUUCUUUUUAGGUAAUUACUGAUUGAAAUCAUCUUGACAAAGAUGUUUUUAUGUUUAAGCUUUCAGCAUGCAAUGCAAUGUGCGAUAUAACUUGUCAUUGAUAUAACGUGUUCUCAAAAAUCUUUGAAUAAAAUUGUGUGAUAUUUCAGAUAUAUAAAAAAUGUUAAACAAUAAAAUAUAGAUCAUUAUGUCAUGUUUUUAAAAUAUUAUAUUCUCUUGUCAUAAUACUUUUGCCAUUAAGCUAACUCGUUUAUCCUAGAUUUACACACAGUCAUCACUAUUGUAACUAUGGGUUACUGUAAUUAAUACUCCAUAUAGUCUAAAUACAAUUAUAUUUAAUUAAUAGUAUCAUGCAUGUUAACGGUGACUAAGGAAAUAAAAAUAAGAGUAAAGUAA